Messenger RNA from Salvelinus fontinalis (brook trout), 5129 nucleotides. Its product is annotated as protocadherin alpha-C2-like. The transcript has 3 exons. Lineage: Eukaryota; Metazoa; Chordata; Actinopteri; Salmoniformes; Salmonidae. Bases 1095 to 3533 code for a protein of 812 amino acids. Gene Ontology annotation, cellular component: plasma membrane. Gene Ontology annotation, biological process: homophilic cell-cell adhesion. The record is from RefSeq and is a predicted model, not a curated record. Gene Ontology annotation, molecular function: calcium ion binding.
AAUACGAUGCCUACUGGUACAGUCUGUUUCUAGCGGAGACUAGGAAAGGAAAGCUGUUUGUCAGACAGCCUGUUCGAAAGGCGGGCUCCAGAUACAUCGUGUCCAGUAGCCUCCAGUAGCCUCUACCCCAGGGAUCGUCAACUAGAUUCAGUCAUGGACCACUUUUUUUAUUGAGAGCAUGGUCGUGGGAACGGAGCAUAACUGCAAAUAAUUUGUAGACGGCAAAUUGACUGCAAGAAGCCCAAACAGAUAUAAUGUUUGACUAAAACAAUCAUUUCAAACUUGACCUAUAUUUGUAUUCCACCACGUUUCUCACUAUUACGCGUGUGAAUACUUGGUAACAGAUUUCUUAAAUUAAAAUCUAUUUGGAGCUGAUUUCCUGGUGUUUUCACAGUCUUAUGCUCAGAACACUUUGGGGGACAAAUAAUACCACGGGACAAAUUCGUCCCGCGGUCCUGCUCUACUCUGACUCUACUGGUUUAACGUAAUGUGCAACAACUUUACGUGUGGGUUCUCUACAGUACGCAGUUGCCAUGCGUAAAAUUGAUGAACACGUUGGCUGGAGUUCUACCAUCAUUUGAAAGUGUUCACAAUAACCAUUUUACUUUCACAUCCCAUUCGUUUACCAUUGAACAAUCAAUUCACCUCGAGCAGUUAGCUGACUAAUAUUUCUGUCCACAACGGCUGCUAUUGUUACCAGAAGUAAUCACAAUUACCCAAUAAUAGGCCUAAAUAAAGCAAUGUUCACAAUGUAUUCUUUACCUCACAUUCUAGCAAUAUUGUUGUGCGUCGUCCUUUUUCGUCGCAUAAAUAAUAUCACCAAAAAGUGUGCAAUAAACAUGUCUUAAAUCCAACGUUGCAAAGGAUGCUAAAAUGCGCAAAGGGUCGCUGCUCGCCAAUAAAACGCGCUCUUCUGUGAUGGAAUGGUAGCCAUGACAGUUCACCAUAGCGAUAAAGGCAAUGCGUAUUCUGUUUGGACAGCUCGCGGGUGCUGACAUUUAUCUGCUUUUGAGAAGGUCGUUUUAGUCUAUAUCUUCAAAAGGUUACAUAUCUAAUUUUCUUUACACAAAUCCGCCACCAACGUAACGUGCAGUAUGAGGCACAUCCCAACAAUGGAGGUGCACAUUAGUGGAGAGCCCCGGAGAAGGUACGUCGCGGUCUUUCUUCUUCUCUCUGCCGUCUUGAACACGGCAUCUGCGGUUACUCACUAUUCCAUUCCCGAAGAGAUCGAGGAAGGCUCCGUUGUUGCUAAUUUAGCUGCUGAUUUGGGUUUGGAUGCUAAAAUCAUGGCUCGACGUAAAAUACGGUUGGAUGUUAUCGCCAAUAAGAGGUAUCUGGAGAUAAACAAAGACACAGGGGAGCUACUGAUAGCGGAGAAGAUUGACAGAGAAUACUUAUGCAACGUUAAGACGUCAUCUUGUUUCCUCAAAAUGGAUGUUACCAUCGAAAACCCAAUUAGACUAUUUAAUAUUGAAGUGGAAAUAAUGGACAUAAAUGACAACUCGCCCCAAUUUCGCAGGGACACCAUGCACCUGGAUAUAUCUGAAUCCACCGCUGCAGGAGAACGAUUCUCGCUAACCAAUGCAGUAGACCCAGAUUUCGGUGCAAACUCUAUCAAUACGUAUCACUUAAGCGAGAGUGAGCAUUUCAGUAUCGAGAUUCAGACCGGAAGAGACGGGUCAAAGUUUGCUGAUUUGAUUCUUAAAAAGGUUUUAAACCGAGAGCAGCAGGCGGUUCAUAAUCUAAUACUCACCGCUGUAGAUGGUGGAGUCCCCGCGCGCUCCGGUACAGCCAACAUCAUUGUUCGCGUUAUAGAUACGAACGACAACGCCCCUCAAUUUGAUAAAGAACGCUACAACAUUAAUGUGAUGGAAAACUCUCCAAUUGGAAGCCUUGUUGUUAAAUUGAAUGCAACAGACUUAGAUGAGGGAACCAAUUCGGAAAUAGUAUAUUCAUAUAGUCUUUAUACAUCAGAUAAAACCCAACAGACUUUCAGUUUGAAUUCCAAAAAUGGUGAAAUCAGAGUCAAAGAAAUGAUAAAUUAUGAAGAUUUCAGGAUUUAUGACAUGGAAGUUAUAGCAACUGAUAAGGGCCCUAAUUCAUUGUCAGGGCAGAGUAAAUUAACUAUUUUGGUCACAGAUAUGAAUGAUAAUCACCCUGAGAUAUCAAUCAAAUCGUUUCAAAGCCCUGUCAAGGAGGAUAUUCCAGUAGACAGUGUGAUAGCAGUGGUUAGUGUCAGCGAUAAAGAUUCAGGUGAAAAUGGGAUAGUUGAUAUUCGUAUUGCUGAUACAUUACCUUUUGCAUUGAGAGAGUCUUCUGAUAAUUAUUAUGAGUUAGUAGUUUCACAACCUCUGGAUCGUGAGAAGGUUCCAGAAUAUGAAAUCACUUUUACCGUAACAGACAGGGGUUCCCCGCCACUAUCUGACAACGAAACUAUGACUUUAGAACUACUAGACGUUAACGACAACGUUCCACAGUUCCCUCAGUCGUUCUACACUAUUCCCGUUAUGGAGAAUAACGCACCUGGGGCCUUGCUAAGUUCCCUCACUGCGUUUGAUCCAGACCUCCAUGAAAACCAGUAUCUAGUUUAUUUCAUCAUAGAGAAGGAGAUAGUGAACACCUCCUUGUCAAUGCUGUUCUCCAUCAAUCCGGAGAACGGUAAUCUUUACGCACUAAAGACGUUUGACUAUGAGAUAGAGAAGGAGUUCCUUUUCCACGUCGAGGCCAGAGACUCUGGUGUUCCUCCGCUCAGCAGUAACGUGACUGUCCACAUCAUUAUUGUGGACCAGAACGACAACACCCCGGUCAUAGUGUCUCCGUGGCGCGCGCACGGCUCCGUGGUGGAGGAGAAGAUCCCCAGAUCCACCGAUAAAGGAUCCCUGGUCUCCAAGGUGAUAGCCAUAGACACGGACUCGGUCCAGAACUCUCGUAUUACAUACCAGUUUCUACAGGUUACUGACGCCACCUUAUUCAGUCUGGACCAAUACAACGGAGAGAUACGUACUAUGAGGAUGUUCAGUUACAGAGAUCCGCGUCAUCAACGGCUGGUUGUCAUCGCCAAGGACAACGGGAAUCCUGCUCUCUCUGCUACAGUUACCAUAAAGCUCUCAACAGUGGAGACUGCCGUUAAAGCCUACUCUGACAUGACGGAAGUGCCUCUAGAAUAUGACAUAUUUUCAGAUUUAAACCUGUAUUUGGUGAUCGGCCUGGGCUCCGUGUCCUUUCUGUUAUUGAUCACCAUAUUGGUCACCUGUGUGCUGAAGUGUCAGAAACCAAUGCCCAGUAAAGCGGCCCCUCCCAGUAGGAACAGCGUGAUCAGUGAGAGGAAUUCGACCAUCGCGGAUUCCACCCUGGUCUCCAACGAUGCCUACUGGUACAGUCUGUUUCUAGCGGAGACGAGGAAAGGAAAGCUGGUAGUCAGACAGCCUGUGCCGAAGGCGGGUUCCAGAUACAUUGUGUCCAGUCUACCAAGGAGCACGGGAUUGACAGAGACCAGCGACUCAGCGGCCUCUACUCUGCAGUACCCUAAGUGAGGGAAGUCCACUCUGCAGCUGGAGGGGUCGACCACCACUGGCAGCAGUUCCUCGUAAGGCUCCAUCCCCAUUGGUCCGGUGAAGUGACAUCAGGAGGAAUCCCCGUUCACUGAAGAAAGGAACCCCCGUCCUUACCCUACUCAGCCCCCUCCCCUAAACGCCCAGCCCCUCAGUGACACUCCAACUGUACCCCAAGGACCAAAAGGACACUACAGUGACCCCCGUCCCCCUGCCCCGUCCCAAGGCCAUGCCCCAAUCUCUUUUUAAGCACACGCUAGCCCCAAUCAACUUCACAAGUCUUUCAACGUCCAUUCAACACGCAUGAUUCUGCAUGGCUAUGGCCCAUCACUGAGGGCCCUUCGUAUUUCAAGAGAAAAGACACUAGAGACACAGAAUGAACAAGGAGAGGUACCACUGGACAUACAAAAGGGGUUCAAAACAGCCACUAUGAACUAACAGAGACGGACAUGGGAAUGUGGAGUUGCCUUCAAAGAUAGUAACCCAUCUCAGAAAAAGAAACAUAUUGGAUGUUAGGCUUUUACUUAAGUAUUUCUUCUUGUUCUGGCAGCGCAAAUGUGUGGAAAUGAAUAAUCAAGCAAACAAAAAACAUGAAAACAAAUAUGUCAGAUAGUUAAGUAGCUACAGAGGAUUAACAGUAUAGGACAAAAGGGAAUUAGUGCUGUGUGAGGUAAUGUGAUGUAGUAGUAGGUCAUUUAGUCGUUUUCUGUAGUGUACAAAGACCUUGUGCUACAUGUGAGUGAGAGACUCUUUAGAACACUUUUAUCAACCAAUUUAUCAAACAAGAAAUAGUGAGUCCUUCUUUAUCAUUACGUGUACGAAAAGUGAAUUUGCAUGGAGAUUUCAAUCGAAGUGCUUUGUAAUGAGUAGUGUAGAUUUGGUCUGGAUAUUUUGAGUGACUCACAGUGUCUACCAAGGUCUCACUCUCCAAUCACUGUUUAAUACUAUGAGCCACUAUGAUGACUUCACAAUGGUAAAGACCCUUAUGACACCUCUCUGAUGGUGUCACAAUGGUAAAGACCCUUAUGACAUCACAAACACUGCUGGUCUGGAGGAGGGGUCAAAGGUCAUAGACCUAUGCUCUCUCCCUAACCAGAGAGGACGAGGCGAAGAGGAUCAUUAAUUAUUAAGCAAGUGAAGAGUUUUUGUAUGGGGGGGGGGCAAUGAGAGAGUGUCGAAUUUAGGCAAAAUACAAAUAAAUUGCUAUUUUGAUACGGGAGGCUAAUUGGAAAUGUCAUAAUGCUUAGGUUGUUAUGAGUGUACCGAUUUAAGUGUGACGCACGUGACAACUUUGAGAGAAAAAAACCCCAAACUUCUACGUUCCUUUUCAUUUCUUGUUUUUCCAACUUUGUACAAAAUGUGACUGCUAAACAAAAUGAAACGCCAAUAUUUACAGUACUACGGUAACUACUAUUAUCUCUGCUUUAAGUUAUGAUCAAGGCAAGUCUAUAAUUAGUGCUUUGCGUAGCCUAUAUUAUCUAUCGAUUGUGCAACGUGUAGUCAUUCUUUUUUAUGUAUUGUACUGUAUCCUAUGGUGAUUUGUUCUAUAUAAUACCAUUACAUUCAUGAUGAAUUGUC